This is a messenger RNA of Porites evermanni, 714 nucleotides long. NCBI's taxonomy places the organism in Eukaryota, Metazoa, Cnidaria, Anthozoa, Scleractinia, Poritidae. The record is from the annotation of a GenBank genome assembly.
UGUAAGGCAGAAGAAUUUGAUCAAACCAUUCAGGAAAAGGGCUGCGAAGCCAAAGUCAUUCAGAACAAAAUUUGCAUUGGGCAAUGCUUCUCAUAUUAUGCUCCCGGUACCCGCCCAAGAAAGGAUUUGACCGAUAAGAGGGUAAAGUACUGUGAUACUUGUAAGCCUUCACUGAGGAGCUGGACCAAAGUCAGCUUGAAUUGUCCUGGUGCAAAACAUCCCCAUGUUGACAAACUGGUGGAGGUGAUCUACGAUUGCACGUGUCAAAAGUGUGUNCUCGUCGUUAUUUUCAUCACGCUUGUACUGUUAGAAACCAGCAAAGCUAAGCCUAGAGGGAAAGGCAAAGGCUUCGGUUAUCUAACCUUCUCUGAGCAAGACAAGCUAUCUUUGCCGUGUAAGGCAGAAGAAUUUGAUCAAACCAUUCAGGAAAAGGGCUGCGAAGCCAAAGUCAUUCAGAACAAAAUUUGCAUUGGGCAAUGCUUCUCAUAUUAUGCUCCCGGUACCCGCCCAAGAAAGGAUUUGACCGAUAAGAGGGUAAAGUACUGUGAUACUUGUAAGCCUUCACUGAGGAGCUGGACCAAAGUCAGCUUGAAUUGUCCUGGUGCAAAACAUCCCCAUGUUGACAAACUGGUGGAGGUGAUCUACGAUUGCACGUGUCAAAAGUGUGUCAGAGAAUCAAAAUCAAAGCAUAGGAAAAACCGUAAAAAACGUUAA